Molecule: messenger RNA, 1259 nt
Organism: Chondrus crispus (carragheen)
Lineage: Eukaryota; Rhodophyta; Florideophyceae; Gigartinales; Gigartinaceae
Product: Beta amylase, GH14, Bam1
Exons: 2
Coding region: 1-1185 (394 amino acids)
Biological process (GO): polysaccharide catabolic process
Molecular function (GO): beta-amylase activity
Source: RefSeq, a predicted model, not a curated record
AUGGUCGACGUGUGGUGGGGUCUGUGCGAGCCCGCGCCGGGCGUGUACACCUUCGACAAGUACGUCGCGCUCGCCAAACUCUGCCGCGCGAAGGGGCUCAAAGUCCAGGCCACGCUCAGCAUGCACGCGUGCGGCGGCAACGUGGGCGACUCGAUCAAUAUCCCCCUCCCGCCCUGGGUCGUCGCCGCCGCCGACGAGCACUCCUUCUGGUUCACCGACCGCGCGCGCGCCGUCACCAAGGAGUACAUCUCGUUCGGCGCGGACCACGCCCCCGUCCUGCCCGCGGGGCCGCGCGCCGCCACAGGGGACACACGCACCCCCGUGCAGGCGUACGAGAUGUUCGCGAGGGCGUUCGUCGACGCCAUGCGGGAGCACGCCCUGCUGGGCAGCGUCGUCACCGAGCUGCAGGUCGGCGUCGGGCCGUGCGGAGAGCUGCGGUACCCAGGCUACCCCAUGGAUCGGUGGCAGUUUCCGGGCAUUGGCCAGUUUCAGUGCUAUGAUGAGUACUUGCUGCAGGAUCUGAGGAAGUGCGUGCAGGAGACGGGGAGCGCGGAGGUGAAGGGCGCCGCAAUGCCGCCGGAGGGGACGGGCGGGUAUAAUGACACGCCGCGGAGGACCGAGUUCUUUAGGAGAGGGUACAAGGGGGAGGCGGGGCGCUUCUUUUUGAGGUGGUACUCGGAGAGGAUGCUGCGGCAUGGGGAGGAUGUGCUGAAGGCAGUGCGAGGGGUAGUGGAGGGGGAGGACCUGGUGCUGGCGGUGAAGGUGUCGGGCGUGCAUUGGUGGAAGCACUCCGCGUCGCGUGCGGCGGAGGCGACGAGCGGGUACAUGCUGGGGGCGGGGGAGCCGGCGUACGGGGAGAUUGCGCGGAUGCUGAAGCGGUACGACUGCGUGCUGGACUUCACGUGCCUGGAGAUGCGGACGAUCGACCAGCCAUGGCUGCGGGCGCGGUGCGGGCCGCGGCAGCUGGUGGCGGAGGUGUUCGAGGCAGCGCGGAAGGAGGGCGUUCGGGUGGCUGGCGAGAACGCGCUGGAGAGGUAUGACGACGUGGCGUACCGGCAGAUCGUUAGGGCGUUUCGUAGAUGUCGGGCGCAGAGGUAUGGGUUCACGCUGCUGCGACUGGGCGAUACGCUCAUGGAGGAGGAUAACUUGAAGAGACUGGGGGAAUUCGUCAAGGAGAUGAGUUGAGAGUUCAGGGCCUUUGAGGAAGAGCCCCUGUACCGUACAGUACGGCUGUUAAUUUGUAAAAGUGAAAAUGUGGA